This is a messenger RNA of Hydractinia symbiolongicarpus, 1222 nucleotides long. RefSeq names its product retinol dehydrogenase 14-like. NCBI's taxonomy places the organism in Eukaryota, Metazoa, Cnidaria, Hydrozoa, Anthoathecata, Hydractiniidae. The record is from RefSeq and is a predicted model, not a curated record. The coding region runs from base 27 to 1037 and encodes 336 amino acids. The transcript is spliced from 2 exons.
UUAAAAUGUUUUGUUUUUUCUAGAAAAUGUUCAGUUCAUUUGUGACUAACUUAGACCAGAAACUUUUACCAGAAGAUGGUUGGUAUAAAACCUAUUUAAUAACUGCUGGAGUUGGCACUGCUACUUUGUUUUUGUUGAAAUAUUAUUUAUCUUCACAAAGAGCAUGGUGCAAAAACAAUGUGUCCCUUGAGGGUAAGACUUGCAUAGUAACAGGCGGUAACACUGGCAUUGGCAAGGCGGUUGCUUUAGAAUUUGCACGCCGCAAAGGCAGAGUGAUAUUGGCAUGUCGCGAUAUACAGAAAGCAAACAGUGCUGCACUGGAUAUUAGAAAAGAGUUAAAAUUUGAUGCAGAUGUUGGUGUCUGUCAGAUGGAUUUAUCAUCUUUUGCAUCCAUUAGAAACUUUGUUGCUUGUAUCAAGCAAAACGAAGAGAACAUACACAUUUUAGUUAAUAAUGCUGGUCUUAUGAGUUGUCCAUAUUCGAAGAGCGUGGAUGGUUUUGAAAUGCAAUUUGCUGUCAAUCAUUUGGGACACUUCUUGUUGACAAAUCUAUUAUUAGAUACAAUGAAGAACAAGGACGAUGCUCGAAUUAUAGUUGUGUCGUCGUCGUUAUAUAAAAAGGUUAAUCUCGAUCUGACCAAUUACAACAACCAGCAAGGCUAUAUGCCAUUCGAAGCUUACGCAAGAAGCAAGUUGGCGAAUAUCUUGUUUGCUCAUGAAUUAAGUAAAAGGUUGCCCGCAGGAAUUACUGUCAAUUCGAUGCAUCCGGGUAUAGUGUGGACAGAACUUGCCAGACACAAGCUUACGAACAUUGCAUUAAAAGUUUUAUAUGACAUUGCCGCGUAUUUCCUUUUAAGGAAACCUCAGGAAGCUGCUCAGACAAUCUUAUAUAUGGCAACCGAGCCGAGUCUAAAGGACAUGUCAGGAAAAUAUUUCGGAAAUUGUAGGUUGGAGGAAUUGAAAGAUACGGCAAAAGAUGAUAAAAUGAGUAAAAAAUUGUGGGAAGUUUCCGAAAAGCUAACUGGUUUGGAAAUAUAAUUUCCACGUGAUAAAAAUAUAGCAUUUGAAGUUCAUACUAUUUUUUCAGCUUGAGCGAACUUCCAUAUCAUGAUUUAGAACAGGUUUAAUGUCUUAUGUGGCUUCUUUUGUUUAUACGAGCGAAAUAUGAAUAUAAAAUGUACUUCACAUUUCAUUUAUUUUUUAAUAUUUUUCAUUUAAAACGA